AUGCUUAAGCUGAGGAGCAUUUGCACGACCCUGAUCGGGGGGAAGGUGUACAACAUUAACGGGAAAACCAUCAGGGAGGAGAAGUUGCUCUCGGAAGGGGCUUACUCAUUUGUUUAUCUGGCUAAAGACUUAAACACAAACAAAUCAUACACCAUAAAGAAGACAAUUUGCCAAGACAAGGAGAAGUUGGAAAUGGCAAAGAAGGAAAUUCAAAUCCUUAAAACUUUACCUCCACAUAAAAACAUCGUACAGUAUUUUGGAUCAACCAUCAUAAGUGAGAACAAUAACAGAAUAGUUAUCAUGUUGAUGGAUUUUUGUGAGAGAGGAAAUCUGUUAAACAUAUUUCAAAAAAAUAAAGAAAAAAUAAAGGAAAACCAUAUUGUCAAAAUUAUCAAGGAUAUAGUCAACGGAUUAAAUUUCUUACAUACGCAGGAAAUACCAAUCAUACAUAGAGACAUAAAAUUGGAGAAUAUCCUUUGUGAUAAAAAUGGAGUGUAUAAAAUAUGUGAUUUUUGUUCACAUAGUGUAUCCACUUCGUUCUUCCCAAAUGAUUUAACAAAGGAUUCACUAAAUAUUUUGAAGGAGGAGAUUGAAAGAGAUACAACUUUCAUGUAUAGGCCUCCAGAGCUAAUUGACUUGUAUGCUAAUAGAGAGAUUUCCUGCAAAGUAGAUGUGUGGAUGGUUGGUUGUAUUUUGUAUUUGCUUCUUUUUAAAGUGCAUCCUUUUCAGAAUGAGCACAAGAGCUUACUGUCCAUAAUAAAUGGAAGCUUUACCAUUCCAUACCAUUUAAAAUACUCUAAAAAGAUAAUGUCUAUUUUGCUAAUGACGUUGAAUAAGAACCCAGAGAAGCGGCUAGACUCUACGACUCUUUUAUUUAUUUUGGAGAAUUAUGCAGACUUGAAACUGUGGUUCAUGCAUAUCCCCAGUGAUGUUAAAAAAAUGGUGAACCAAAUUUUUGAAAAAAUUAAUGAACUGAAUUUGAACAAGGAGAACGAGGUGAUCGAAAUAAGCAACGAUCGGAUUUUGGAUGUGAAGAUUUCCUCACACAAGUACCAAACGCAGGUACCCAAGAGUGCCCCCCGAACCUUCUUCAAGUUCUUCUCCCCCAGCGUACUGGCGCAGGAUCCCUUGAAGGGGAAUUCAUCUCAGCUGGGUGACACCACCACCAAACAGGACAGCGCCGCCACCCAACCGGUUGUUGACACCACCAAUCAGGUUGACACCACGAAACAGGACAAUGUCGCCAACAAACCGGAUGAUAACACCGUACAGCUAGGUAGCACCACCAAGGAAGGUCAGCUGAUCAGCAUUGAAAGUUCGGGCAGCGUGGCCGAUCUUGGGAGCGCCACGCAGAACGAGUUCUGUGAAGAUUUUCUCAACCUGAACGGGGAUACUGUCCAAACGGAGGAGCAGAAAGGAAAUUCCGAAUACAGCAGUUGGAGGGAAAACAACAUUUUGAAAGACAUAACUUUGGAUAGGGAGAUGAAUACGUUUGGCUUCGACAUGGAGUUUGGGUGUGACAGGAAUUGUGAUAACACGUAUCGCAGUGAGGGAGGAGAUGCAGUGACAGAUUCAACCGGAAAAAAGGAAGAUGGCAUUCCAGUAGGAAAGGAAGUUGCCAACAUGAACCAAGGCUUAAAGGAAAACAUGAUUCAGGAGCAAAGGGACUUCAAGGAAUUCUUCGACCCAUGGAACGCCUCCAAGGGAAACAAUGGGGCGGUCACAGCUGGAGGUACACCGACUGAGGAUGGACAAGGAGAAGGAAACCAAUACGAUCUCUUCGAGGAAGACCUAGCCAAUUUUGAUUAUGCCAAUUUUAACCACGCCAAUUUUAACCAUGCCAAUUUUCAGCAUGCCAAUUUUUUUAAAGAUACGAUGAAUAAUGAGCCCUUUAAAUACGCACCCAGCGUGGACGAAAUAAACUUCACAAAAAACGGCACAGACAUGACAAAUGAUACGCUCAACAGUAUAAGCAAUUACGACGAUUUAGACAACAUGGAAAAUUAUUUUCCUUCCUAUGGUGGAGCCAAAUUUGGAAAGGAGGUGGAGGUUGCUUUCAACACGGGCGUAGAUGUCUUCAAUGGGGCCACUUAUCACCCAUCGAGCAAGUUUAUUGCGUCUGAUAAAAAUGACAAAUUUUCAGAACUCCUGGAGGAGUUCCAAAAAUGUUCCAUUUGA
This is a messenger RNA of Plasmodium knowlesi strain H, 2178 nucleotides long. RefSeq names its product serine/threonine protein kinase, putative. The transcript has a single exon. The record is from RefSeq and is a predicted model, not a curated record. Bases 1 to 2178 code for a protein of 725 amino acids. Gene Ontology annotation, cellular component: cytoplasm. Gene Ontology annotation, molecular function: protein serine/threonine kinase activity; ATP binding. Gene Ontology annotation, biological process: protein phosphorylation. NCBI's taxonomy places the organism in Eukaryota, Apicomplexa, Aconoidasida, Haemosporida, Plasmodiidae.